AUGGAUCGGAAGCGAUUCCUAUCCCUCCCACCGAGCCCAAGUACAGGCUCAGUCCCCAACUACUCCAAACCGUCAGCUCAGAAACGACAAAGAAGAUCAUUAGCAGGCAUCCACAGCCUCAGGCCAAUCGACCCUCUACUAAAUACUAGAGACUUGUCAAAUAUCCCAUCUAUCCGUCAGGAUUCUUUUAGUCGGCCACGGACCCCAUGUGCCAAACCACCUUUGGAGAAACAACCUCCCCGACGAGGACCAGUCGACAUCCAGUUUAAAGAUACUCAGUCCAAGGUUGGGAAUGGCGGGUCAUCUCGUUGUCAACGUCUAGAGCCGGUUCCAGGACAUACGAGAAGUCGUUCAAACGAGGCCAGGUCAAUCAAACUAGAUGUUCCUCCACCUUUGCGAGAACCCUCUUUAAAGAAAGCCCGACAAGACGGGUCUCGCGGCUACCAGGGAGAAGGUCAAAACCGGACUGAAAAUCGGACCUUUGGCUACGGUUCGUAUAAUGGUUACAACGGCCAUAGAACCGUUGCGGGAGGGAUAAGUGUAGGUAAUUGGAAUGGACACCAGAAUAGUGGUCCGGUUCUAGGCCAGAGGCUACUAGAGGGGAACCAACAUAGGUCCCGGCCUGUUGUCUUUCACCCAGAACCUCAUAAUCAAGCCUCACAGGACCCAGCACAUAUCAAUGACCAGCCUUCCACCAUCACCCGUACCAUCCAGGUACCUAGACAUCACUGCGAAUGUCAGUAUUGUCAAGAAGCGCAGCGAGUGACACUUGACCAACAGGCGUAUCCCCAGCAGCAGGAACAAAGUGGUUACCCAUCAAACCAAGAACAGGAUGCUACGCACAAGGAUCAUCCAGUGCCGUUAGAUUCGCUUGAUCAUAGUAUUAAAGGUGAUAUCAAUCGACAAGGUUACUACUUGUACAUCCCGCCAUCCAAAAAUAAUAGUACGUCGUGGGAUUCAAGGAUGGACCGGAUCGAAAACGAGAAUUCAAGUCGUGGCUUUAUUGCCCCUAGACGUGAGCCUAGGCCCCGGGGGAAGAAAGAGAUUAUCAGUGUUUCUCCGAUGAAGCGAUUCGGAUGGGAUCAUGUGAUCAAUGGAAUGCAAAAUAUCGCAGAUCGGCUUUCUAAUGUGAAAAACCCCGGGUUAAAAGAUAACAGCGCAGAUUUGCGAGUCGCAAGUGAGCAGCACGACAAUGGUGAACUGUUGGGCCAGUUUGGAAGAGGGAUAGGCUAUCCGAACAGUCAGCAGCUGGGAAGAGGAACGGGGACCGGAGGGCCGCCGAGACACUAUGAUCUACAGUGA
Orbilia oligospora ATCC 24927 is the source of this 1302-nucleotide messenger RNA. RefSeq lists its product as uncharacterized. Bases 1 to 1302 code for a protein of 433 amino acids. The record is from RefSeq and is a predicted model, not a curated record. NCBI's taxonomy places the organism in Eukaryota, Fungi, Ascomycota, Orbiliomycetes, Orbiliales, Orbiliaceae. The transcript has 2 exons.